This is a messenger RNA of Torulaspora globosa, 804 nucleotides long. RefSeq names its product ER membrane complex subunit EMC3 (gene EMC3). Lineage: Eukaryota; Fungi; Ascomycota; Saccharomycetes; Saccharomycetales; Saccharomycetaceae. Bases 1 to 804 code for a protein of 267 amino acids. The transcript has a single exon. Gene Ontology annotation, cellular component: membrane; EMC complex. The record is from RefSeq and is a predicted model, not a curated record. Gene Ontology annotation, biological process: protein folding in endoplasmic reticulum.
AUGCUAGCCGAUUAUUGGUCAUGGCUGCUCACGGGCUCGGCUGGUGCGGUUGCUGAGCUGACUUUGGAUCCCAAACUUAAAUACUGGGUUCUGCUGCCCAUUUCGAUUGUCAUGGUCUUGGCAGGCGUUCUCCGUCAGUACAUUAUGGAUCUGAUCGGGCCCAAAACGAGCGGAAUGCCCCGAGUCAAGAUAACUGAGACCCAAUACCUCAAUAAGGCGCAGGCUUUUCUGGGCAAUGGGUCGAACCUCUCAGAAGAAUCAUUCCGUGCGAGACAAGAAUAUUUAACGCUAACGCUGUCUGAGGGUAAGUUUCUGGUGAAGACUGCUGCAGAAAAUGGCCAAGUGCAGAAUCCCUUCAAUGAUCCAAACAUCUCGGAUGCCAUGAUGAACAUGGCCAAGGGGAACCUGGCAAGUUUUAUUCCGCAAACGAUAAUUAUGUGGUGGGUUAACCAUUUCUUCGCUGGCUUUGUGCUUAUGAAGCUACCAUUCCCGCUCACACCGAGAUUUAAGGAAAUGUUGCAGAGCGGUGUCAUGACCUCAGACCUGGAUGUCCGCUGGGUCAGCAGCAUAUCGUGGUAUUUCAUAUCAGUUUUAGGUCUGAACCCGGUUUACAACCUCAUCCUGUCAAAUCCAAACGAAGAUCAGCUGGGGAUCAUGCAGCAGCAGGAUCCUAUGGGAGGCAUGCCGGGCCAGCCUCAGCCAGAAGCCAUCGCCAAGAGUCUCGCCAGCGAUCUGACAAUCGCCCAGCAUGAAAGCUGUUUUGAAAACAUCGAACAAAGAGUGCUCGACAAGUACUCGAAGUGA